AUGAUUUCGAUGAUUGAAGCCGUAACAGAACUUCAAGGAAUGAUCGUCAACCUGAAAUAUGCCUUCUUGACAGUCCACAAGGCCCGAUCCUUUGGGAGUGGCAGUGAAAGAUUGUACGUGAGCAACAAGGAAAUCAAACCGUUUGAAGGUCUCGGAGACAUUUGUGAGGAAGCCGGGGGCCAUAUCCCUUCCCCUCAACUCGAAAAUCAGAACAAGGCCUUCGCAAAUGUUCUGGAGAGGCACAACAAAGCAGCCUACCUUGUCGUGCGUGACUCAGCAAACUUCACCAACUGGGCUGAGGGACAACCGAAUAAGGCUGGGGGAAACUGUGUGAAAGCAGAUACACACGGAUCCUGGUACUCUGCGUCCUGUGAUGAAAACCUCUUAGUAGUGUGUGAGUUUUAUUUCAUUUUAUGAGAAGGAAGACCUGCAUGCUCUGCUGAAGAGAGGAGCUACCUAAGACAUAACAAGCCGAAAGCAACCCAACCAAAUCAGGAGACGUCAAAAUUUAGACCACCUACACCUGAUCCCGCUUGCCUUUAGAAUAUUCCAGAAAGUUCAAUAAAAGCAUGAAGCA
Molecule: messenger RNA, 577 nt
Organism: Protobothrops mucrosquamatus (brown spotted pit viper)
Lineage: Eukaryota; Metazoa; Chordata; Lepidosauria; Squamata; Viperidae
Product: phospholipase A2 inhibitor subunit B
Exons: 2
Coding region: 1-417 (138 amino acids)
Source: RefSeq, a predicted model, not a curated record